Messenger RNA from Lactuca sativa (garden lettuce), 3792 nucleotides. Its product is annotated as Homeodomain-like transcriptional regulator. The record is from RefSeq and is a predicted model, not a curated record. NCBI's taxonomy places the organism in Eukaryota, Viridiplantae, Streptophyta, Magnoliopsida, Asterales, Asteraceae. Gene Ontology annotation, biological process: regulation of transcription by RNA polymerase II.
ACCCUACUCCUGUAAACCUCCCAAACGCUUCGUCCGUUUGCAAUUCUCUCCUCUUAACACUCGCACACAGGGAGAGUGACUGUAUAAUCACCAUGAAAAUCAAGAAGUCAUUAACGAAUUAGCCUUCUUCUUUCUGUUCUUAUUUCUAAUUUUGUGAGAUGUCGAACAAGCAAUCUCGUGGUAAGCAGCAAAUUCCUCGGAAGAAAUGUAAUGAAAAGAAUAUUAAGGUUGCCGCCAAUUCGAAUGUUCGUAAGAAGAGAAAGCAGCCGCAACAGCUGAAUUCGAAAUCUGGUUUACGCUUGGUGGACGAUUUGUUACCUCCUGAUUAUAUUUUGAGGAAAGUGUUCAGGAAAGAUGGGCCUCCCCUCGGCGUGGAGUUUGAUAAUCUUCCUUCUCAUGCUUUUCGAUUCUGUAAUGUCAAAGAUUCAGGGAUGUCACAUCGUGCUUGCCAAGAAAAACAAAGAGCAUUUAAAAGGCAAAAGACUUUGAAGCCUACCAAUGUUGAGGACCAAACUACCCCUCUUGAUAGUGCUCCAGUUAAACAUGGUAUGGGAAAAGGUUUGAUGACGGUAUGGCGACUUACAAACCAGGAGACUAAUCCAGUGAAGAAACAUGGUGUUGGAAAAGGCUUGAUGACAAUUCAGAGGUUAAUAAAUCCUGGUUCUGGAAACCUUCCAACAUGUGUUGACAAUGGUCAUGGAGCUUGUUCUCAGUUUCCACCUUUUACAUCACAAAAACCACCUAUUCAAUUGAAAAAGAAGUCAAGAAAACAACAACCUGUCACGAGGAGGCUAGCGAACAAGUUACAAGAGAAGAAGUCUUCAACCAGAAGUAGAAAGGUGAGAUGUGAACAAGUUAGUAAGGAAAAGCAACAAGGGAGAGAAAUAUGUGAAAUUGCUCUGAAUGAAGGGAGAAAUGAAGAAGACCCAAGUCAAUAUGCUAUGCUAGAAGAUGAUGAGGAGCUGGAACUAAGAGAACUACAAGCAACAUCAAAUCCAUUAACAUGUUGUGCUCAUUGUUCAGCAAAUAGGUUGCAUGGUUGUUCCCUUUGCAAAGAUUUACUGGCAAAGUUCCCUCCAAACUCUAUAAGAAUGAAGCAACCAUUACAUGUCCAACCAUGGGAUUCUUCUCCACUACUUGUCAAAAAACUUUUCAAGAUAUUUCACUUUAUAAGCACUUAUGCUGUAAUAAUCGGUAUCCAGUCCUUCACGCUUGAUGAGCUGGCGCAAGCAUUUGUAGACAAGGAUUCCUUGUUACUUGGGAAACUUAAUGUAGCCCUUCUGAAACUGCUUCUCACUGGUGUUGAAAAGGAACUAGAAAGUGGAUAUCUAUCUCAUAUCAUCAAAAACUGGAAGUAUCGUGGAUUGCUUCAGUCAGUUGAACAUCAAGAAUCUGUUCUGAAACUAUGGAAAAGAUCCUUAAAUUCGCUGACAUGGAUAGAGAUACUACGCCAGGUGUUAGUUUCAGCUGGCUUUGGUUCAAAACGUGACAUGUCAUCCAAGGAACCUCUCAAUAAGGAAGCUGCUCUGAUGGCUAGUUAUGGCUUAAGCCCAGGUACUCUGAAGGGUGAAAUAUUCACAAUAUUAUCAUCAAAAGGAAAUAAUGGGAUGAAAAUUUCCGAAUUGGCUACAUUUCCAUCAAUCAUCGGAUUGAAGCUUGCAACCACGAGUGAUGACAUUGAGCAAUUGAUAAGCUCAAUGUUGUCAAGUGACAUCACCUUAUUUGAGAAAAUCUCUUCUUCUGCUUAUCGUGUUCGUAGCAACUCCAUUGUUAAGGAUACUGAAGAUGACCAAUCUGACCUUGAAGACUGUGGUAGUGUUGAUGAUAAUCCGAAUGAUUCAGGGGCAUUAAUGUCAAGUGAAAAUGGACAAAAGAACAUUAAAAGCAAAGACAACAUUUUAACUGUAACUUCUGAAAUCGAUGAGAGUCAUCCUGGAGAAAUGUGGUUGUCUGGACUGAUGGAAGGUGAAUAUUCAGAUUUAAAUAUUGAAGAGAAAUUGAAUGCUCUUUUGGCUCUGAUUGAUCUAUUAAAAGCAGGUUCCAGUAUAAGAAUAGAGGAACCUGUGUCAUCAUCAUCAUCAUCAUCAUUAUCGGGUGUUCAGUGUGUUCCUCCCAAUGGUUAUCAUAUUGGUUCUGGAGCAAAAAUAAAGAGAUCAACAUCAAAGCAACUUGAGAACGAGUUCAAUCAGCUGAUUCAUAGUGAGAAAGAUGAAAUGCAAGAUAUGCAACCUGUUGAUUCAUCAGCAAUUAUCUCAUUAAUCCAAAAUGCAACAGAAAUAGAAGUUAUAAAUGAUUUACAUCCUAUGCAAUCGAUAUUUUUGGGAUCUGAUAGAAGGUAUAAUCGAUACUGGCUUUUCGUGGGCCCGUGUACCACAUGUGAUCCAGGCCACAAAAGGAUUUACUUUGAAUCAUCUGAAGAUGGUCAUUGGGAGGUUAUCGAAACAGAAGAGGCAUUAGCCAACUUGUUAUCAUGUUUGGAUCAAAGGGGAAGACGAGAAGGUCAUCUUCUUUCAUCUUUGGAGAAACGGGCAGCUCUUCUUUAUGAAUCCAUGUCAAGUGAUGCAAGAGUCGGGCACGGGCAGCCUGCCCUUUCGUCUGAAUCUGAAAGGAGUAUUUCCCGAGACGACAGCUCAUCUGCUGUGUCUGACGUGGACAACCUACUGGGCGUCCUAAAUAUAGAUAAUAAUAAUCUUGUUUCCACUAGCACUGUUGGAAACAGGGAACAAGCUAAACAGAAAUGGUGUCGCCUUCAACAGUUUGAUGUUUGGUUAUGGGAUUCGUUUCAUUCUGUUCUUAAUGCUGUGAAACAUGGAAAAAAAUCGUUUCUUGAUUCGCUUGCGAGGUGUGAAAGGUGUCAUGAUUUGUUUUGGAGAGAUGAGAAACAUUGUAGGAUUUGUCAUACGACGUUUGAGGUUGAUUUUGAUUUGGAAGAAAGAUACGCGAUUCAUGCUGCCACGUGUCGGGAUGAGUCAGCACCCGAUAUGUUUCCGAAACAUAAAGUGUUGUCAUCACAGUUACAGUCACUCAAGGCUGCAGCAUACACACUUGAGUCAUGUAUGCCUGAGGGUGCAAUGGUGGGUGCUUGGACGAAAUGUGCUCAUAAUCUAUGGGUGAAGCGGUUAAGACGAACUUCAACUCUGGUGGAGUUGCUACAGGUUCUUGGUGAUUUUGUUGGUGCGAUCAAUAAGGGGUGGUUGUAUGGAAGUGAUGGGGAUAAUGUUAUUACAAGUUUUGGAUGUAUGCCACAAACAUCAUCUGCGGUUGCAUUGUGGCUGGUGAAAUUGGAUUUGUUAAUUGCUCCUCAUUUACAAAAUGUUGAAGCUGAAAAGACUACUACAAGAAAUAGAUCAAAAGGUAAAGACAUAGACACUCUAGUGAAGUAGAUAUUCUAUUCUAUGUGAUGAGUAAGAAUGUAUGUAUACGAAAUGCAAAAAUCACCAUUAGAUUUGAACAUGAAAAAACGAUAAUUAUAAUGGUGUAAGGACUGGUAGAUGCAUGAGUUGGGUUCCAUUUUUGGUGAUUACUUGGGAGGGAGUUAGUGGAGAUGAUAGAAAGAAAUAUGUUUGUACAGGGAGAAGGGAAAUAGACGGUGGUUAAAUCUUGAACUACUUUUACAGCUUUAGGUACCUUAUAAUAAUACUACUGGUGCUCCUGAAGUCUUUCUUUGACUUUUUACCAGAGAAAAUGUAUUUACAUUUUACAUUUCUUCAUUCCUUAUAGAGAUGUAUGCUGUAGUUUCUUGAGAACACCUACUUUUUGUUCUAUUAACAAAAUUUGCAACUGGCCCAAUAA